AUGAAGCUUAUUCUACUUGUUGCAGCAGUCAUCCUCGGAGUCAUCCCUAUUUUCGCCUAUCCCAGUGCCUACCAAUGUAACGAGUUCCCCAAGAUGGGAAAGCUCGUUGCGGGCAAGCGUACUGGCGAUAACGGAAAAGAACUCGACAUUAAGCAGUAUCUCAUGUUCCACUUGAACAACGAAGGAGAAUUUUACCUGAGGAAGGCAAACAACAACAACACUAACCAGAUGUCCAAGGCAUACAACUGCACGAUCAACGACAAGAACAAGUACGGCAUUGGCAAAGAUAGCCCCAUCUAUGACGGCCUCACCAACUUGAAGAUCGAGCUUAACAAGGGCAUCAGCCCUAAAGUGGCGCAACGAUCCGGCUACUGUAUCACCAUGGCGGGCACUUCAAAGCAUGGAAAUCUCAAGGUCCCCGAAAACAGGGUGACUGUGAAGCCAUGCACAGAGACUCCAACUGGUGCCGGACUUUUGCAAGCAUUCCACGAAUUCCACUGGGAGACGCGCGACGCGUUCGAAGCCGUCAGGGCCAAUGAAGCAGACAAGAGCCUCAGUCGAUUCGAGGUACACUUUGAUGACGAAGGCACUGCGUAUCUUACGCAAAAGUCUUCCCAGGACAACAACGCCCGGCUCUACUGGGUUGCACAGUAA
Molecule: messenger RNA, 654 nt
Organism: Malassezia vespertilionis
Lineage: Eukaryota; Fungi; Basidiomycota; Malasseziomycetes; Malasseziales; Malasseziaceae
Exons: 1
Coding region: 1-654 (217 amino acids)
Source: RefSeq, a predicted model, not a curated record